Molecule: messenger RNA, 2502 nt
Organism: Eimeria necatrix
Lineage: Eukaryota; Apicomplexa; Conoidasida; Eucoccidiorida; Eimeriidae
Exons: 2
Coding region: 1-2502 (833 amino acids)
Source: RefSeq, a predicted model, not a curated record
AUGGUAUGGCCGCAACUUGUUUGCGAAAGCCUAGCUUACCACUAUCAUCGGGCAGAGUCAUCGGAUGAAGAAGCUGUAGUAGAUCGUGACCUCCUGCUUGUGCCAGAAUCAUCAUCUGGUGAAGGCGUACUAGCCCGUGUCCUUCUGCUUGUAACGGAGUCUUCGUCUGCUGCUGUUGUGGAAGGUCUUGUUCUUCUGCUUGCGACGGAGACUUCGUCUGGUGCGGUUGUGGAAGGUCUUGUUCUUCUGCUCGUGACAGAAUCUUCAUCGGAUGAAGCUGUCGUGGGCCUUGUUCUCCUACUUGUAACAGAGUCAUCAGCAGCUGAGGCUGUAGUUGAUCUUGACCUCCUGCUCGUGCCAGAAUCAUCAGCUGGUGCAGGUGUACUGGCCCGUGUCCUUCUGCUUGUCACAGAAUCUUCGUCUGCUGCUGUUGUGGAAGGUCUUAUCCUUCUGCUUGUGACAGAAUCUUCAUCGGAUGAAGACGUUGUGGGUCUCGUUCUCCUACUUGUAACAGAGUCAUCAGCUGAGGCCGUAGUAGGUCGAGAGCUUCUGCUUGUGCUGGAGUCAUCAUCUGGUGCACGUGUACUGAUCCGUGUCCUUCUGCUUAUGAUGGAGUCUUCGUCUGGUGCUGUUGUGGAAGGUCUUGUCCUUCUGCUUGUGACGGAAUCUUCUUCUGCUGCUGUUGUGGAAGGUCUUGUCCUUCUGCUUGUGACGGAAUCUUCGUCUGCUGCUGUUGUGGGAGGUCUGGUCCUUCUGCUCGUGACGGAAUCUUCAUCGGAUGAAGCUGUCGUGGGUCGUGUUCUCCUACUUGUAACAGAGUCAUCAGCAGUUGAGACUGUAGUGAAUCGUGACCUCCUGGUUGUGCCAGAGUCAUCAUCUGGUGCAGGUGUACUGGCCCGUGUCCUUUUGCUUGUGGUAAAGUCUUCGUCUGCGGCUGUUGUGGAAGGUCUUGUCCUUCUGCUUGUAACGAAAUCUUCAUCAGGUGAAGUUGUUGUGGGUCUGGUCCUCCUACUUGUAACAGAGUCGUCAGCGGAGGACGUUGUAGGAGUUCGUGACCUCCUGGUUGUGCCAGAAUCAUCAUCUGGUGCAGGUGUACUGGCCCGUGUCCUUCUGCUUGUCACAGAAUCUUCGUCUGGUGCUGCUGUAGAAGGUCUUGUUCUUCUGCUCGUGACAGAGUCUGCAUCGGAUGAAGUUGUUGUGGGUCUCGUUCUCCUACUUGUAACGGAGUCAUCAGCAGCUGAGGCUGUAGUAGAUCUUGACCUCCUGCCUGUGCCAGAAUCAUCAUCUGGUGAAGGUGUACUAGACCGUGUCCUCCUGCUUGUGACGGAUUCUUCGUCUGCAGCUGUUGUGGAAGGUCUUGUCCUUCUGCUUGUGACGGAGUCUUCGUCUGAUGCUUUGGUGGUGGGUCUUGUCCUUCUGCUUGUGACAGAAUCUUCAUCGGGCGAAGUUGUUGUGGGUCUCGUUCUCCUACUUGUGACAGAGUCAUCGGCUGAAGAAGUUGUAGAGGAUCGUGACCUCCUGCUUGUGCUAGAGUCACCAUCUGGUGCAGGUGUACUAGACCGUGUCCUUCUGCUUGUGACGGAAUCUUCGUCUGCUGCUGUUGUGGAAGGUCUUGUCCUUCUGCUUGUGACAGAAUCUUCGUCAGGUGAUGUUGUUGUGGGUCUUGUUCUCCUGCUUGUAACAGAGUCAUCGGCUGAGGAAGUUGUAGUAGAUCGUGACCUCCUGCUCGUGCUGGAGUCACCAUCUGGUGCAGGUGUAGUAGACCGUGUCCUUCUGCUUGUGACGGAAUCUUCGUCUGCUGCUGUUGUGGAAGGUCUUGUCCUUCUGCUUGUGACAGAAUCUUCAUCGGGUGAGGUUGUUGUGGGUCUUGUUCUCCUGCUUGUAACAGAGUCAUCAGCUGAGGAAGUUGUAGUAGAUCGUGAACUCCGGCUUGUGCUAGAGUCACUGUCUGGUGCAGGCGUAGUAGUGCGUGUCCUUCUGCUUGAGACGGAAUCUUCAUCGGCUGAAGUUGUUGUGGGUCUUGUUCUCCUACUUGUAACAGAGUCAUCAGCAGCUGAGGUCGUAGUAGAUCGUGAUCUUCUGCUUGAGGUAGAGCUGUCAUCCGCAGCUGUUGUGGUCGUUCUUGCCCCUCGGCUUGUUCUUGACCCAUCACUAGACGAUUCUGUGGUAGUGCGCUCCCUUCUGCUUGUUGAGUUUCCUGGUGAAGCCCUCGUAGGUCGUGCCCUGCUGCUGGUUGCAUCAUCACCGUCAGGCGGCGACGUUGUACUUCGUGUCCUGCUUGUGGCACUGCUCUGUUCCCGCGAACCCGAGGAAGACUGUGAGCGUCCUCUUGCCCCCGAUUCUGCUCCUGCAGAUCCGGAGCUGCGGCCUCGCUCCUUCGCUGUGUUAGAAGCACUGCUGGAGUCAGCAUCAGACCGCCUCUCCCUAUGCGCUGUAGAUGAAGCAUCCCCCGACUUAGGGGAAGGCUUUUCACCGCGCUUCGUGGUGGAUCCUUUUGACUGA